UGAGUACAUCGAUCAUGUCGAGUGCAAAAAGAAAGUAGAAGUAGUUCCAAUUAUUUCUGGCCAUUAAGGUCGCAGACGAAGCAACCAGAGAAAUACAGGUGAAAAAUACACAGACUCUCGACGUGCGCUGUACUAGCACUUAAGUAGCUCCAUUGACUCUGUUCCGCGUUUGCCGUGGACCCCCGGUCGCCCCAGGCACGGCGGACCAGUCAAGGGCCAGGUGUAUCCACACUCAUCAUCUCGCCAGUAGAGAGUCCGACCUUUAGUUGACGGGAGAAUAAAUAUGUGAGGAACAGGACGCAUUUCCCUUUCCUACCGUGAUGGCCUGCUGGCAAGCACAGCAGCUGCAACUGCCAUGCGAAGGCUGCGAAAACAGAAACGAGAACGACCUUCCGUUUGGGUAAACGACGAUGCUGCAAUCACCCGCCGAUUGUAAUUUAGCUUUUCCGCCUAUUUUGACGGCGAAGCGACCACGAUCGUGCAGUGUAGACGAUGGUGAUGGUUCACCAGCACUCAGCGCCGCACCGAGCUGGAAAAGAAAACGGGUCACACUUGGCCCCUCUGAGCAGAUUGCUCCGGGACGAUUUUUUCUGUGCUUGAUUUCCGCAUACUGCUGGAGUUGGUGUUUUCAUCCCGCCCUUCAUUCCCUCACCGUCGGUCAUGGCUUUUUUGCCGCGGCCUACCAGCACAGCCGGGCUCUACCGCGAAACGAGGGGACGGCGCAGAUAGUCUCGCAAGGAAGUAGUGGUAUCGGCGGGAGCGGAGUCAAAACCCAGAAAUUUAUGACCCUGAUUGUUGAGCAAGGAAGGCUCGACACAGGAAAGACAAAGAAGUCCACCACGGAAAAUACUAUUGGUGGGCAGGCCACGUCGAGCGAAGCCGACACAGAAACCGCGACCAGAAGAAACAGCGAGGUUGCGGCAUCCAGGGAAGCGGAAAAUGAAAGCGCAUCAGCCUUCGAGGAGGUGCAGCCGACAAGUGCCUCUGCCCGACAAAGACCCGCUGGACACCCGAACUACAGCAGAGAGAGCCUCGCGAAAAAACGCGCACAAGAUUACGAGAGCGAAAAAGGAAAAGCCGUGGCGCAGCUUGCUGCUCAUGCAUCAAAUGACAAAAGGAAUAAGGCAGCAGCAGCGCCUUCAAGUGGCGGCAUGAACAGAGAGGAAAAUAUGCAAGAAGUUGCUACGCCUGCACGAGCAGUCGAAAACAAGGCAUUCAAGAAGAUGAAGAGCGAAGGCACCGAAGUGAUCACAAAUGUCGUUCCAAGCCACACAAUUCAAGUGCAGCAGGAUGAAGUACCGGAAGAAGAGACUGUAGACCAAGAAGAGGAAACGUAUGAUACACAAAUGCCUUCUAUUAUUUUAGUAUGCAUGUCUUGCUCAGGUGGCCACGGUCCUCAUCUGCAUAUCUGUGAUGCUGAAGAAUCUAGAAUCGAGAUCGACUGCGGGAAUGUCAACGCUCUAUCUUCUUCACACAGCCUCUAGGCCAACCAAGCAUCAGAAACUUUUUGUUCCCAAUCGUAUUUACCAGAAUUGAAAGUCUGAGUAACACUAUGCAGGGCCCUUGUUGUUGCAUGACGACGAACACGAACGUUCACGCUGCCGCGGUUUUCUUGUUGGCCACUACUUUCUUGUAGUGAGCGCUUAUCACUCCAUUGCAGUCCGUAAAGCCUGUAUCGAGUGACUAACUGAUGAAUGAGAUGAAUCUCUGUCCAGACCGUGUGUGUGCCACAACAGAGACACAGUAUUUGUAUUGCAUACAACGAAGUCGCAGUCGAACGCAGGUCCGAGUACCGUGAUCGGGCCGACGCAAAUGAUCCGGAGAACCACACGCGAGGGCGAACCUGUAGCUGAGGCCGCCACCGAAACCAUUUUCGGGAGCGGCGAACACAAGAGUACCCCAGGAGGGGCGUCGCGCCAGAUCGUGGGCGAGACUUCGCAGGAAAGGAUUGCCAUGCUGAAGGAGCUGAAGACGCAGGAGCAGGCUAAACUGCUUCGGUCGAAGCAACCGGAGGCCGGACUGCAACCAAGCACGGAGGCCAAUGCAAGGGUAAGGGAGGCAACCAACAAACAUGGAACAAUGGAAGCCGAUGUUGGCCAAAAGCAUCGACAACCUGCGCAACUGAUCAAGAGCCCCAGUGAUGUUGCCGCGGAAUUGCUGCGAAAACGGGUUGCAAGCGAGAAAGAGAAGCAAAAGAAGCUUGCUGCCACUGCGAAAAGAAUGACGGUGAACGUGAUGGAGGCUGCCGCGAAACGAAUGGAUUUCGCCGUUUCGUCAAGUACUUCCGGGACCGCGAUGAGCUUCGGCGUGACAGCGAAUCCAAACGGAAACAAGCUGAAAUUCAAUGUGGUGCAGUCUGGCAAUCUUCAAGACGCCAAGGCGAAGGAGAUGGCUGGCUCUGCCGCUCCUGUGCCUCUUCAGGACGGAGCGGGCGAGCCUCAAGCAACGGGAACGACCUCGGGAGCAGCUUUGUCUCAUUCCAAAAGGACGAAGAGCGGAGGACAAGGACAGGACAAAGCAACAGCAGGGACGACGACCUCGCUAUCCUCGGGAAUGUUCUCAAAGAAAAUCACAAGGACCGGGCUACACGCAGCGGUAACUUCACUCAGCGUCGACGAUGUAUAAUAUUGGAAAGUGGGCGUUGUAUAUCGGUCAAGAAAGUGUGUAUCGUUAGUGAGAUUGGUGCAUCGACGGCGGGCUCCUGCAAACAAACUACAAAAAGUCGCAAACAACGUGCGUUCCGUGCGAUACGAAUCCCAACCGCCUCUGCACGUAUGCCGUACAUAGGAGAUGAAAAGUUUCGCUACCGCUAACACUUUUUUGCGUGAUAUCCUAGUCCAUUCUGCUCCACAUCAAACUACCGAUUCAAUAUUUCCAGUUGUUGUUUUCUUUUUGAUUUUGAAGUAGGACCCUCUAGCAUCUUCUGGCAAGACGUUGCGAAAGUUGCUCACAUCCCCGAGCGAGGAAGGCCCGAUCAUCGCUCGUGGAAUCAUGUAGCCUACUGGCAAGGCAGCCGCAGCUGCACAUUUCAAGUUCUCGUCAAAGUAACAAAUCACUGGAAAUGCGUAUGCAUGAUCAGCACCAGCAGCGGCAGGCGGAGCAUUGUUGCACACUUGUACUUCUUGCUAUCCAUGGCCAUGGGUUGCCUUUUCAAGACAAUGUCAGGCUCCGCGCCGUAGUGGAGCAACAAUGCAAAUUUCUUUUGCCGAAGCAGUGGCACCAGCCACUUUGACUUUCGCCUAACAAAAUGGGGAAGCAGCUGGAGGUGUGGUAGCAGUACGGUUGGACGACAGCGACUUUCCAUGGAAUAGCAUGUCUGCGAACGGAAGGAAAAUAAGAAUCUCAAUGGUCACAACGCGGCAGAUCUCGCCUCAGGACUCGUGCCGGGUCAUCUCACCUUUGAGGAGUGCCGGGAUUGGUGCCGCAGAUCGAGUGACUGCACGGGUUUUAUGCAAGGCAAAUAGAAAUACUGUAGAUUUGCCGCAUAUCAUCGGGGAUACGCUCGCUCUGUAGCCGCCAGAGAAAAUAAAUUUCUUUGGUGGUUUCCUUCAUAUCAAGAAAGUCAAAGUGUAGAAAUAACAAGCGACAGAUCUGGAUAGUAAAAAAAUCAUAUAAUUGAACUUCAGUUUCAGACAUGCACAGAAAAAUCCUUCGGAUCGCGAAUAAACGGAGGAGGCUUGUAUUUUGUGAAAGAACAUCAAUGUUGAGUACUAGCGGCCCUGCGCCAAGAGUUUUACAGGCUCUCUCAUGGAUUUGCUUUCUUUGUUGAAGGCGCCACGAGUUCAUCUACGCUGCAAGAGCGUCUGCAUUGGUAUGUCUAUCUAUGGGCUGAUGUCCGGUAAAUCAAUUUUUGAGUUGGAUAGGAGUUGUGCACGAUGGUGGAGCUGCUUCAACCGCGGACAACUGUGUAAUAAAGACAUCCCACGACGAUCUUGACGUAGUGGACCAGCAGGGGCAGACGUACGUGCAGAUGACCGACGAGUGUCGGUCCGCACUACACCAGGACAUUGACGACGUAUGCGAAAAGCAGCUCCGCAAGACUCUCAACGGCAAGGAUCUCAUUGCAGGGGGUACAGGCGGCCGCGUCAAGGGUCGCCUAACAUACGAUGAGUGUCUUGAUUGGUGUGCGAAAAAUUCCGACUGUAUUGAGAUGCAGCACCUUACCACUAGUACCGUGAGAUAUGCACUUGUUUUCCAGAAAUGAUCACCACUUCCCGCGAACGCCGCCGGGCCGACCUUCAUUGGUAGAAGCUAGUUAAUUAUAAUAGAUGACUGUCGGAGGUAUCAUGUGCUGUAGUCUCUCCAGGACCAAAGACUAGCCAGCUAUAAUAUGAAAAACCAGUCGUGCUCGUGGUCAUUUAUGAUUCAACAUGAAAAUGUAGUGUUGCAGCUAGGGUCCAGCCAACCGCCCGGACGGUCCCUGUGAAAACAGCCUACCGGAGGAGGAUUAUCGGCUGAAUUUGUGAAAGAUAAUGAAAAUAUCUGCUCUGAUACGCUAGGUAUCUAUACAACUGUUGGUAUCAACAUUUACACAUAUGAAAGCAAGGCAUUUUGUGCCUACCCCUCCCAAGGCGCCGGGCGGGCGGAGAGUUUUGUUGUUUACACUCGACCGGUUGCGGUUUUUUUUUUGGUGAAAACGAAAGUAAAUAUAAAGUACAAAUAAUCCGUAUUUUGAUACGCUGGCGGUAAGGUCCUGCACCGGAAUAAAUUGCACGGGAUUUGUCCACGUGCGACAAGAACAAAACUACAAAGAAGACAAUUGCGCGGCGAAAGGUCAACACAACGAAACCGACGUAAGCGACGACGACGGGACCGACUACACGGUCAUGACGGACGAUUGUCGAGCCGCAAAGGCGCCUUUGCAGUACUACCCGCCGAUUGAUAUCAACGAUGCCUGCGGGAAGGACGUUGACCAUGACCACCCAGGCAAUGCUCUGGACGGCAACCCAGGCGCCGGAGGCCCAGACGACCGGGUGCCGGGACAUAAAACGUACGACGAAUGCCUAGCGUGGUGCGCGGCAGAGGGUACUUGCGAGGGCUUUUCAUUUGUGAACGGUCUGGCAGACACGGAAGACAAUUGUGUGGUGAAAGCGGUGCACGAUUAUGGGACUAGGGUAGCGUUGGCGCAGACGGACUACACCAGAAUGACACGAGCCUGCCGAUUUGCGAAAUUAUCCCGGGAAAGAAGCGUAUUGUCUCCUUCUUUAGAGGUGAACAUCUCUGCGGCAAUCCUCCUUGCGCAUGACAGAAAACAAGAACUUCCGAAGCCUGCGCACUAACACGAGAAAGACUAGUCAUCUGGCGACUUUUUGUCCAUGGAGGAGCGAGAUCUUGCGCUCCUCAUUUACUUUUAUCACUACCAGCACCAGGACCAGCGGUGCCUGCGUAAAGUUAGUCAUGAUCGCUCGUGAUGACUUGACCACCUAAAAGUAUUUCACUAACAUCAGCGCAAUGGCUGUGUGUCGGUUGUAUGUUCUGCAUUGCAGCAGGUUAUUUUUCCACUAGUCUAUACGCAUUUUUUUCUUGGAUAGGGAUUCCCCCAGUCCUACUACCCCGCGAACAACAUCAAUGGACUCUGCGCACGAGAUAUGCAUUGCAGUGCAUGUCGAUGUCUGAGUCUGAAUUUGUGAUACGUCUGCUAAUUUACGUAACACAACCAAGAUGUGCAUUGCAAAUGAAGCGCCCGCGCUUGAUGUUGAUGUUACUUUCCAGAGCGCGACAUCAAAUAUUCAGUUUCAGAUACAGAUUUUACAUUUGAUACGAGAAGGCAACAAGCAGCUGACAGGAAACACGCUUGAAGACGUCGCGGAGAGCAAGACAUUCGAAGAAUGCCGGGAAUUGUGCGCACGGAGCAUGGCGUGCACUGGAUUCGUGUUUCAGAAGUACAACAGCACUGGCAUUACCUGCGAGCUGAAGUCGGAGCACCCCGCAUCCGGAGAUUCGGCGUAUCCAAGAAAAAAACGCUGUAGGUGUAACUCUUUUGGAGGAACAGCAUCACAAAUCUGUGUGGCAUGACAGCAAAAACCUGUCAUGCGCAGAUAGUAUGCGAAAACGCCCUGUAAUGGGACCUACAAUGCAUGCCAAGCAUGACAGACGCAAUCACUUUGCAUGUUGCGCAUCACCAAUUUACACUAACAGCGUUUUUUUCUUGGAUACGGCGUGGGAGUCAGUCACUACAGCCGACUACGUGCAGAUGACGCGCCCCUGCCGGGCUGCCGUAAUUCCGUACGUGCGCACCAAGACCAGGAAUUGCACAGCGGGCGACGCGGUGACGUUCAAAACGAAAUACGUGGAAGCGAACGGCACGGAGCUCGAGGGCCUACAAAACCGCGCGCCGUUUUCUUUUGCAGAUGUCCAGUGGAUCUGUGACCAAGUGACCGUUGGGGUGAACCGCACGCGCGGGGUCCUCGUGUACAAGAAGGGCGUUGGGUUGGGCGCGUCGGGGUUUCCGUCUCCGUACAAUAUCGACGCAAGUGACAUACGAAGUGAAAAUUGUAAACAUCUCCGGGUGCUGCUGCUGUGCACGAGAACGAAGGCAAAAAACCUUCACAUGGACCGGGUGCGGGGGCACUCACUUCCUCGUCAUGCAGGAUGAAAAUAAAAAUAAAUAGCUGUAGUAGCGACGAAUUCGAAUACGUAUUGGUUUCCUUUGGUUUUUUGAAAAUGUUGACCGAACCCUCCCUCGGAAUAGUGAAAAGGGUUCGGACCUGUGACACAGCUGUACACAAAAAAGCGUAAGUAUUUUAAAAACUUGCACUGCGCAACUUCAUAAGUAUUGAUCGUCAUCAUCGUCAACGUCAUCGUCGUCCAGUGAAGACGAGAUACACAAUUAUUGAGCCCGUGGUGGUGUAGACGCUGCACCAUAACGUUGUGCACUCUAUUGGCAGACGACCACCCGGUCAUGAUGUAAUUUGCACUCGAUGAGUCCAGGUCACACAUAAUUUCCUCGCCUGCAAGGAAGAGCUUUCUGAUGUGGAGGUGCGGCAUUGCACCGUCGGGUACUUCUGUUCGGCGUGCGUGAAGGCCACUUCCCGGUGCACCAGGGGCAAAAGGCAGAACGCCGGCGUGUCGGUAUACAAUGCCACGCAGGUGAUCGAUUUCAAAACCCAGGAAGCGGAAGACGAGAGGCGGCCCAAGCUUCCGCUCCUACAAGUGAUCGACGUGGUCAAUUGUGAAGUCGCAACACGAUAG
This is a messenger RNA of Amoebophrya sp. A120, 7191 nucleotides long. The record is from the annotation of a GenBank genome assembly. Lineage: Eukaryota; Dinophyceae; Syndiniales; Amoebophryaceae.